GGAGACUUGUCAAACUUGUCAAAGAAGUCUACAAGGAGUGUUUUGUCCAGAAAGUCCUAAGAAAAACAGUGAAAAAGUGUCUGAAAAGAUAAGAAAAUACUCAAAUAACCCUGCUCAGUGUCUCAAUGGAGCGCACUGUGGAGAAUAAAUUUAUAGAAAUUGAGCCUAAAAUGGAGGAGGCAGAGGAAACGGAAUUGUCUGGGGUGACAGUUGUGAUUAUCAUCGGGGGAGGAGUUCUAACAUUUAUUAUCCUAUUCAUCUUCGCCAAGCGUCAGAUUAUGCGAUUUACACUGCGCUCACGAAGGGGCCCCCAUGUCCCUAUUGGUCAUGAUGCCCGGAAAUCCAUGAAGAAGGAAAUUGAACGACGUAUUGAUGCCAUUGAGAAAAUCUGGCAUGAACCACAACUGAUCCUGGAUGACCACAGAUAUAUCCUGCGACCAGAUUGCCCUCUACCACCUUUCUACUAUCGCCUGAAGGCGGUGGAUGAUAUUAAAGUGCUCGAAAGGGAAAUUGCUAAGCAGGAGGGCAGUGUAAGGCAACCUAGGGACAACCUCAGGGCAUUCCUGUUGACCACUCUUGCAGCAGCACUCAAUGGAUCAGGACAGAGGCUUAUCCACCAGUUCUGUGAUAUGUACGAGCACGCUCGUCACGAUCCUAGUGAAUUUGGCAAUGAGGAGUACGAAGCAUACCAUCGAAUGCUGAUGAAAUUGAUUGACGCAGCAAAGUCACUGAAAAACUUCUGCAAUAGUCGCAAAUCGUCACCGAGUCGAACACCAGUUAAGAAGCAACAGACGAAAAUGCAGUCUCUCCUGGAUCCAUCGAGGCUCCGUCCGCCUCCAAUGGCCCCCACGGGGCUCAGUGAGAGCAAUGCACGAAUUAAUUUGUCGCUGGGGGUGCAAUUGCAGCAGCAACAGCUGGACCAAAUUGGUGAUUUGGGCGAGAAUGAGAUUCUAACUGUGCCCCAGUUUCAUGAUGAAUCAAAGCCUUAGCACGGGGCUCUUUGGGGGCUCAGUGGGUGGCGUUGGGGGUCCAAUUGAUAAUUUUGAAGAAGUAGUAGUGGAAUGGGAUGGGAAAAGCAAUUAAGGGCUGCUCUAUUUAAUCACCUCGCGAGAAUGGUAAAUAAAUAGAAAUUUGUGUGUCCACAAAAUGAGGAAUAGCUCUGCCGCAAAAUUUGAUGGUAUAAUGUUUGCUCGAAGAAGAUGCGAGAGAUUGAGGGUAAAAUUUAUCCCUCUCUUUGCCCUUUAUUCAUCAAUUACCCUUCUCUCUAUAUCAUAUUAGAUGUAGCUCUAGAAUAUAGUGAGUUGUAUGAUGUUAAAAUAUAUAUACAAUAAGUAAA
This is a messenger RNA of Phlebotomus papatasi, 1336 nucleotides long. Its product is annotated as protein C1orf43 homolog. The transcript is spliced from 3 exons. The record is from RefSeq and is a predicted model, not a curated record. Bases 126 to 989 code for a protein of 287 amino acids. Lineage: Eukaryota; Metazoa; Arthropoda; Insecta; Diptera; Psychodidae.